CUGAAGUAUUAAUUGGUAUUAAUAGGGCUGAAUCUCUCCAUCUCCACCUCCAUCUUCAUCUCCAUUUGCAUUUGCAUUUGCUUACUCUCUGUGCUUUCUUAUAAUGGAUUUCGAAACUGCUGAAGAUAUUGAUGGGGUUCGUUUUUCAUGGAACACUUUUCCUCCCACAAGAGUUGAGGCAAACAGAACUGUUGUGCCCAUUGGUUGUCUUUACACUCCCUUGAAACAAAGAGAAGACUUGCCUGUAGUUAAUUAUGAUCCAAUUAGGUGUCAUUGUGGUGCCAUUUUAAGUCCUUCAUGUCAGAUCGAUUUAAGACCCAAGACUUGGAUUUGUCCAUUUUGUGUUCGUAUAAACCCCUUACCAAGCCAUUAUCACAAUUUAUCUCCUCUGUUUGUCCCAAACGAAUUAAACAACCAGUCCACUACUAUUGAAUACAUCACCAAAAGAAAAUUAUACACUCCUCCUGUUUUCCUUUUCUUAAUUGAUUUAUGUCAAGAUGAUGAUAAUUUAGAAGCAUUAAAGGAAACUUUGAUUCUUUCUUUAAAUCUUUUACCUCCAAAUGCUCUUGUUGGUUUGAUAACCUUUGGUGCCAUGGUCCAAGUGCAUGAUCUAGCCUACCAAACAUGUCCCAAAACUUACAUAUUUAGAGGUGACAAAGACUAUCCUGUAAACCAACUUCUAUCAAUGCUAGCCUUGAACAAUUCCCAACCAAAUCAAAAUACAAAAUUAUUAAGAUUUUUUUGUCCCGUUGAAAAAAUUGAGUACCAAUUAACCAAUAUUUUGGAAUCUUUGCAAAAGGACCCCUGGCCUGUUAAAUCCGACAGAAGACCUAUCAGAGCUACUGGUGCUGCCUUAUCAAUUGCAGCAAAUAUUUUGGAAUCCUCAUUUGCUAGCUUUGGUGCCAGAAUCAUGUUGUUCAGUGCAGGCCCUGGAACCCUUAACCCUGGUUUAAUAGUAGGUCAGGAACUAAGAGAACCAAUUAGAUCACAUAGUGAUAUCGAUAAGGAUUCCGCAAAACAUUUCAAAAAAGCCACUAAAUUUUACGAAGCUUUAGCUGAAAAAAUUGCUAGUAACUCACAUGUUGUUGAUAUCUUUGCAGGUUGUUACGAUCAAAUUGGUAUGUCCGAAAUGAAAAGUUUGCCAACCUUAACUGGCGGUGUUCUUCUAUUAUCUGAUGCUUUUACAACUGCAAUCUUCAAACAAUCUUUUUUGAGAUUGUUCAACAAAGACGAUGAUGGUUUCUUGUCAAUGGGCUUUGCUGCUCAAUUUGAGGUGAAAACAUCUAGAGAAUUAAAAAUUAGUGGUUUAAUUGGUCAUGCCACUUCCUUGAAAAAGACCGGUACCAACAUCGCUGAUACUGAAAUCGGUAUUGGUGGCACCAACACAUGGAGAAUGUGUUCAAUUACUCCAAACCAUUCUUAUGCUCUUUUUUUUGAAAUUUCUAAUGUAAACCCUUCAAAUGGUGCUCAAAAUUCUUUCAUUCAAUUCAUCACAAGUUACCAACACUCCUCUGGUACUUUUAGAAUAAGGGUCACCACAUUGCAAAAACCUUUAGCUGGCUUGAAUGAGCUAGUUGUAAAGAAUUCUUUUGACCAAGAAGCUGCUGCCGUCUUAAUGUCAAGAAUUGCAGUAUUCAAAGCCGAACAGGAUGAUGGCGCUGAUGUUCUUAGGUGGAUUGAUAGAAUGUUAAUUAGAGUUUGUCAAAAAUUUGCCGAUUAUGAUAAAGAUUCACCUGAUAGUUUUAGGCUAACUCCAAAUUUUACUCUUUAUCCUCAAUUUAUGUUUUACUUGAGAAGAUCACAAUUUCUACAAGUUUUUAAUAAUUCUCCAGAUGAAACUGCAUUUUACAGACACGUAUUAACAAGAGAAGAUACUGUCAAUUCAUUAAUUAUGAUUCAACCAACAUUAACCUCAUUUACGUUAGAAAACGAACCUGAACCAGUAUUAUUAGAUUCAGUUUCAAUUAAAGCUGACAGAAUUCUUUUAUUAGAUACCUUUUUUCAUAUUUUAAUUUAUCACGGUGAAACUAUAGCAGCUUGGAGAAAAUUGGGCUAUCAAGAUCUACCUGAAUAUGAAUCAUUUAAGGAAUUUUUAGAAGAACCUAAAAAAGAAGCAGCCGAAUUAUUAGUUGAAAGAUUCCCAUUACCUAGAUUUAUUGAUACCGAAGAAGGUGGAUCACAAGCCAGAUUUUUAUAUUCUAAAUUGAAUCCUUCAAAUACAUAUCAAUCACAAGAACCUUAUGGGGCAGAUUCUGGUAUUGCUGUGGUUUUAACGGACGAUGUGAGUUUACAAACAUUUAUGAACCAUUUACAAAAACUAGCUGUUUCUCCUACAUCAUAAGUUUUUGUUUAGAAUUUUCAAUUUUUUGUUUGCUUUAAUUUUGUUUCCCUUUAUUUAUUUACCUAUUUACCUAUUUUUUGAUUAUUUAUUUAUUUAUUUAUUUAUAUAUUUAUUUAUUUAUUUAUUGCAUGUCUUUGUAAUAGUCUUUACUUUCAAAAAUCAACGUAUUUAUAUUGUCAUUCUUCUGGUUGCUUUUAUAUACCUUUCAAUAGUUUUUGGUUGAUUGAGCCGAUCACUUUUGUUUUUGUUGGUUAAGACUGGUUCCGAAUAUCGAUUUACUUUCUUUUUUUUUAUAUAUCUUUUUAGGUUUAUAUCUGAUAUCGA
This is a messenger RNA of Ascoidea rubescens DSM 1968, 2665 nucleotides long. RefSeq names its product GTPase-activating protein SEC23 (gene SEC23). Gene Ontology annotation, molecular function: zinc ion binding; GTPase activator activity. Gene Ontology annotation, cellular component: COPII vesicle coat; endoplasmic reticulum exit site. Gene Ontology annotation, biological process: intracellular protein transport; endoplasmic reticulum to Golgi vesicle-mediated transport; COPII-coated vesicle budding. The record is from RefSeq and is a predicted model, not a curated record. The coding region runs from base 104 to 2341 and encodes 745 amino acids. Lineage: Eukaryota; Fungi; Ascomycota; Saccharomycetes; Ascoideales; Ascoideaceae. The transcript has 2 exons.